UACAUAUGCAUCAAAGAAACCGACGACUGGGGGAGAUUUGUGCGAGAUGAGAUGGGAAUAUCAAGAAAAAAGCAACGCAGAAUAAUCAGUCAAAGUAGAUUGAUUGAUAAAAAAAUCAAAAUGGAAAUUCUAAAAUUCUGGAAAAACAAUAAUGCGAAGACUCAAGAUAAAGAGUCUCUCAGAGAAGAGCUACUCGAACUUGCGGGGAAUUUUAUAGGAAGAACAGCAAAAAGUGGUGAAUUCAGAAAUCGCAACUUCAAGCUCGUCAGUAGCAUUGUUGCAGCAGCUAUUCCAGACGAAGACUGGUUGGAAUUUUCUCGUACAAAAUUGAAGCUCAGAGACAAAGAUAUAGAAAACAUCAUCGGGAGACAUGGAGAGUUCAGUGAUGAGUUCAAGUAUCAGCUGAUCAAGGAAUUACAGCAAGAGUUUGAAAAAGAGAAUGAACUCAGAAUGGAGCGGGAGCAGGCAUACAGAUGCAUCAAAGAAACCGACGACUGGGGGAGAUUUGUGCGAGAUGAGAUGGGAAUAUCAAGAAAAAAGCAACGCAGAAUAAUCGGUCAAAGUAGAUUGAUUGAUAAAAAAAUCAAAAUGGAAAUUCUAAAAUUAUGGAAAAACGAUAAUGCGAAGACUCAAGAUAAAGAGUCUCUCAGAGAAGAGCUACUCGAACUUGCGGGGAAUUUUAUAGGAAGAACAGCAAAAAGUGGUGAAUUCAGAAAUCGCAACUUCAAGCUCGUCAGUAGCAUUGUUGCAGCAGCUAUUCCAGACGAAGACUGGUUGGAAUUUUCUCGUACGAAAUUGAAGCUCAGAGACAAAGAUAUAGAAAACAUCAUCGGGAGACAUGGAGAGUUCAGUGAUGAGUUCAAGUAUCAGCUGAUCAAGAAAUUACAGCAAGAGGAAAUGGAAGACCCAAGCUGGCAGAAGUGGGAACUACAAGAUGAUGAAAAUAGUUCCGACAUACCAUAUGAAAAAUAAAAAGUCAUUUGAGACAAUUGUGGAAUAAUUAUGCCACAAACUUGAGUUAUCUCUAUAUAUAUAAAUUGAAACAAUAAUUUUGAUGAUAUAUGAUGAAUGGAUUUACGAAUGCAUUUAGCAUAUAUUCCAACACUUUGAACAAAAUGUUAGAUCUUAUAAGUAACACUAAUUAAUGCAUCUAUUCAAUUGUUAUUCCAUGCCUGAAGAUUUCUUGUAUAUUACAACAAUUUGUUGACUUUAUCUUGUUUGACAUAUCCUAUACAGUUAUCUAAUUGGUAAUCGCAAUUUGCUUCAUCAAUAACACUUUGUUUUAAUGUCUAGCUUUGAUUGUUCUAAUGCCCAAACAUUUCUAAUUUUAUGUUUUCGAAGUUUAUCCGUUUCAUGAUUGACACUUAAAAUUUUUGAAACUGUAAAUAUUCCAGAAGCUGAGUUUUCAAACUUUUCAUAAUUCUCAAAUCUCUCACGAAAAUGAUCACAAGCGGCAAUGCAGGGAUUUCAGAAUGGUUCAAAAUUAAAUAUAUUCAAUAUUACAAAUUCCCGAUUCUAAAAAAUAUGAUAAUAAUAAAAACAGUAUGAUAAAAAAGGCCUUCAUUCAAAUGAUUCAGUUUAUGAAAUAUGUACGAUUCAGACAAAUAUCCAAUUUUACUGUUUAUAUCAACUUCCUGGCAUUUACAAAUUUAAAUUCAUCAAUAUUAGUUUUCAUUUUAGUUCUUUAUUGGAUUUGACCAAGAAUGUAUUCACAAUUCCAGCACUCCAUACCAUACUAAUAAUACAUUAUUUAGAUUUGGACAUCCCUGCUGCAGAACCCUGCUGUGAAAUUGACUCAAUUCCUGCAUGAUUUUUUGUUGCUCUGCAUAGCUAGUAUAGACUUAUAAUAACACCCUAAAACAGUGGUUCUCAAACUAUUUGAGUCACGCCCCCUUUUUGAAAAUUUGUCAAGUCUCGUCAAGUCUUGUCCCACCUCAAAAAUAACCAGUUAACAACAAGCUACAAAUAAUGAAUAUAGUAAGGAAAAGGGAUGUUUUAUUUAAGGAACACAUUAAAAAAAUGCGAAGAUGAAACCUAAAUAUUCAAAAUAGGGUGGACAAGAUCAAAUUUAACAAAUAUUUUUAUUUUUAAUUAGCUUCAUGCCACCUCAAAAAAUCGGUUACUCCCGAAGUAUGGUUAUCAGGUUAGGGUUAGGCCA
Messenger RNA from Styela clava, 2158 nucleotides. Lineage: Eukaryota; Metazoa; Chordata; Ascidiacea; Stolidobranchia; Styelidae. The record is from RefSeq and is a predicted model, not a curated record.